Limulus polyphemus (Atlantic horseshoe crab) is the source of this 2636-nucleotide messenger RNA. Its product is annotated as nuclear hormone receptor FTZ-F1 beta-like. Gene Ontology annotation, cellular component: RNA polymerase II transcription regulator complex. Gene Ontology annotation, molecular function: RNA polymerase II cis-regulatory region sequence-specific DNA binding; zinc ion binding; nuclear receptor activity. Lineage: Eukaryota; Metazoa; Arthropoda; Merostomata; Xiphosura; Limulidae. The record is from RefSeq and is a predicted model, not a curated record. Gene Ontology annotation, biological process: hormone-mediated signaling pathway; regulation of transcription by RNA polymerase II; tissue development. Bases 36 to 2543 code for a protein of 835 amino acids. The transcript is spliced from 9 exons.
UUUUAUAUUGUUAUUAUUAUCCUGCCUCUGAACUGAUGACCAUGGACCGAAAUAGUGUAUAUCGUGUACCCCAACAAACAUCCAAGAACUACGGGGGCACUAUGGUAUCUCAUAAACAAAUAGUAGCGGAAGAAGAUGCUGCAACAGCAGACACUGAGAUCAUGCAUGUCGUAGCGAAUGAUGCUGGAGUUGUGAAUAUGCGUCCGAAAAGGCAACAAGUCAGUAUUAAUGGUGGCACGCGUCUUGUUGAUUACGAACAAGAAAGAGAACGUCCAAUGUCGUGGGAGGGAGGAAUAUCAGAUGAUGAGAUGGGUCAAGAACAAAUUUCCAACUGCCACAUUCGUGCACCAAACAGCAGUUUGAAUUACUGUAGACAUCUACUACGAUCAGGAAGCCCCAUGUGUCUAGCUGAUGAGGAUUACCAUCCAACGACCGUAUGCAAGGCACCAUGUAUGGAGUCAGAUACUGUGAAAAUAAAUAACAGUAAUAUGAAUAUCUCAGUUGUGAGUCCUAAUGCAAAGCCUCAUUACUCACUUCCAAAUUCAAAUCCUCAUGUAGUUGAGAGAAAAACGCUUCAUAACUAUGGAUCUGUACCAUCUGUAUUCAGUAAAGAACAACCUCUUAUAGGACAUCCUGGUUUAUAUGGAAGAAACCCACUUCCAGCUCACAGUCACUAUUCUCCCAUUCAAACUCAACAUGUGAUUGAUUAUGUAUCUGGGCCUUACAGCCAAAGUCCUAGUCCAGUUUUUCUAGGUCCAACUAGUACCCGUAGCUCCAGGUCAUCUCAGUCUUCUGGACAGAGUCCUUUGUUAAACAGACAUGUCAGUGGUCUUUCACUGUCUAGCUAUCCAAAUACUCAUAGUCCAGUGCUUGGUCAACAGUCAGUUGAAGAUGUUGCCAAUAGCUCUAUGCAAUCACAGAAGCAUAGUCCACAGCAGGGCAGCCAGAAGAAUUUAGAAACAUCUUUUUACUCACCAAAGCAAAGCCCCAGUCAGAUGAGACACCAUUACCCAGAUGGUAGAGCAAGUUUUUCAGCAAGUCCCAACUCCACUCAAUCUAAGGGAACUAUGCUCUCUAGACCAAUUCCAUUUGGUGCUUCUCCAUCUCCUACAUUUCAUCAUUACAGUCAGCAAGGGACUUCUGAGUUCCAACUUAACUCGAAGUAUGACAGUCAUGCCACAUAUGGCAAUAUGUACUGUGAACAGGCUCCUCAUAUUUCUCCAGUUCCUCAUCAUCCUGGUUUGGAGAUCAGAUCAACAGCAUCUAGUGCAUCAGAUGAAUCCAAUACGAGUGAUUUUGCUGGAUCAUCUCACCGAUUACCUGUAGACAACAGCAGUGACGAAAGUGGAGUGCCUUUAAUGACAGAUAUAUCCCAAGGUUCUCUGGGGUAUUCAGGAGCAUCAGGAGGUAUAUCACGCCAGCAGCUUCUCAGUGGGCCAUGUCCCAUAUGUGGAGAUCGUAUAUCUGGAUUUCACUAUGGUAUCUUUUCUUGUGAAAGCUGCAAAGGUUUUUUCAAGAGGACAGUGCAGAACAAGAAAAAUUAUGUGUGCCUCCGAGGAGCCAAUUGUCACGUAGCAAUCAACACCAGAAAGAAAUGUCCAGCUUGUCGAUUUAACAAGUGUUUGAAGAUGGGGAUGAAACUGGAAGCUAUUCGUGAAGACCGAACCAGAGGUGGUCGAAGUACCUAUCAGUGUUCAUAUGCCUUACCAAAUCAGCCUUUAAAUGACUCCUGGGUUCCAAUGGGACCUGAACGUCUACACAAUUCAGAACCACUGUUGGAUGGUUCAGAAAAAAUGUAUCAAAAUUGUGGAAAAGAUGGCCACAACAGCUCUCCAUUCAUUCCACAGCUUAUACAUGAGAUCAUGUCAGUGGAGCAUCUCUGGCACUAUUCAGAAAAUGAAAUGACUAAAAUCCCAGAUCAGUUGGAAGAGAAGUCCACAGAUGGUGACUGUGACCUCUUGACAACACUCUGUAAGAUAGCUGAUAACAGGCUUUAUAAAAUUGUGAAAUGGUGUAAAAGUCUCCCUCUUUUCAAAGAAAUCCAAAGAGAUGAUCAGAUUGCUCUUCUCAUCAAUUCCUGGUGUGAAAUGCUGUUGUUGAGUUGCUGCUACCGGUCCAUGUCUACUCCUAACCAAGUCUGUAUCUCAAGAGAUAAGCCUGUCAAUUUACAACAGGCUCAGCAAUCAGGCCUUGGUCCUGUGAUAGAACGCAUGCUGAAUUUGAUAGAACACUUGCGAAGGCUUCAGCUGGACCAGCAUGAAUUCGUUUGUUUGAAGGUUAUUAUCUUAUUAACCUCAGAUGUUAGUGGCUUGAAGGAACCAGAUAAGGUGCGGACCUGUCAGAAACAAGUACUAGAAGCUCUUCAAGCCUACACCCGAAGUAACUAUCCUAAUUUACCUAGUAAAUUUGGAGAGUUACUAUUACGAAUCCCAGAAUUGGAGCGAGCCUGCCAGUUUGGCAAAGAAUCAUUGGACAGCAAACAACGUGGUGGUGAUGUCCCUAGCUUCCACUUGCUUAUGGAACUUCUGCGUGGUGAUCACUAACUUUAUGGCAAAAUGAUUAGUGUUAUUAGCUUAGCAGCUUGAUGCUGGUGCUGCCAUCUUUUUUUUAUGAAAGAAAGUUUAUUAUUAGAAACU